Molecule: messenger RNA, 1555 nt
Organism: Leptonychotes weddellii (Weddell seal)
Lineage: Eukaryota; Metazoa; Chordata; Mammalia; Carnivora; Phocidae
Source: RefSeq, a predicted model, not a curated record
GGUGUUAUUGUUGAAUCAGACCGUGUCCUUAAAACCAGGGCACCGGUGGAACUUCUCGAGUCUGACCUCGAGUUUUCCCGGGUGAGUGAUGUCAGCGUUAAAUCCCAAAUCUCUCUCCUCCCAGGUGUGGUCCAGAUAGUGGAGGUGAUACUGAAUGGGAUGGUUCUCAUGUGUGUCGUGGCCUCCUACUUUGUCCUUGCUGGGUUCACUGCGAGCUUUACCAGUGGCGGAGGCUUUGGGAACAACUACUACUCACCAUUCGAGGGCACCGAGCUGGAGCAGGUUCGGCAGCUGGACCAGAAGUACACAGUGCUCCGGGCACCCCUGAUCUACGGGGGUGUGGCUGUUUCUCUGGGCCUGGGUGUCCUCACUAUGAGCGUUUUACUCCAAGGAGCCAAAAGCCUCACGGAACUGUCAGGGAAGUGGCUCCUCUUGGAGGCCGCCUUCAGCCUCCUGGCGGCGGUGAGCUACGGCGUGGGCAUCGGCCUGUACCUCCACGUGGCCUUGCAGAUCAAUGCCACAGACACCUGCAGAGCACGAGCGAGGCUCUACGCCCGCAAGGGCCUCACCUGGAUGAACUGCCAGCUGGCAGGCACGGACGGGGCGGCGGCCACCUUUGCCUGUCUCCUGGUGGUGAUGUACAGCAGCAGUGUGGUGCUGGCCCUGCGGAGCUACCGGCGACAGAAGCACUGCAAAGAGAGCCAAGCACAGCACAGUGGCUGCAGUGACGCGCCCGAAUACCUGUGGUCGGGAACUCUCUGAGACCGUCUUCUGGAACCUACAGGGCAACGCACCUCCCUUGUCUCUCUCCGAAAGAGGUGUCUUUUCAGAUGACACAUUAGACAACCGUGGUUUUCACACACUCGAGGUUACAGACGGUCCCGUCGGUACCAACAGAACUAAGGAGCCAGAGAAAUUCGGGAAGAGAGGGGAGACUGACAGGUCAGGGGGUAGCAGGCCCAGCGCUACAGCCGAAGUAAUCUUGCCUGGCGUAACUAAAGUCACGACAAGAAAUAUGCCCCUGCUCCCCGUGUUGGGUCCCAGGGGAAUGAUUUUAAAGCAGUUGUAUGAUUGAAUUCCAAAUGAGUGACUACAUUCUGACCCUCCGAGAACGAAGCCGCCAUGACUGCCUGGGGCCCAGGGAGCCUUCCUCCCUUCAAGAUGGAAGGCAGGAUUCCUGAAUAAAGAGAGAUGCCGGUAGCAUGUGUGGUCUGCCUCAGGAUCCCUGCAGUCGGGCUGAGAGAGAGGGUUUUUGCCAGCAUUCCAAGUUCCUUUUUUUCUUGCAGGUCAUUCAUUUGGAUUUCACGUUCCUAAAAUAUGUUAUAAUUUUCUUAAAUAUGAGGCUUUCCAGAGAGUGAGAAGUAAAAUUCAUGAACUUCUUAAAUGUGUUAUUCAACUGAUUUCAAAAAUAGAACAGUUAAUUUUACUAGACUAGAAGGGCUUAUUGGAGGCUUCCCCUUUUCUGCCUUCCCUGACAGUGCCCUCCAGAGUAGGCCUUCAAAGGCAGCUUGUGGGGCGCCUGGGUGGCUCAGUUGGUUAAGCGACUGCCUUCGGC